AUAAUCGAAUGAAUCGUAAUAAACUCGUCACGUGUUUAUUUUUUCUUGUCCAAAAUAUCCUAUUUCCUUGUCGAAAACAAUUGUGAAAAUAUCAUCGACAAUAAAUACUACCGCCGGCCGAACUUGCUCGAACUUGACCUAACCUUACUUGCACACGUUAAGUUAAAGUUGCGUGUUGUGUUGUGUACCUAUGUAUAAGGAGCUGACGUUAUACCGUUUUGUGUAUGUGAGAUUCUGUGAUUUUGAUUUCUCAUUAGCAAGAUUGAAAGAAAAGUAAUUUUUCAAACCGUAAAUCAAACACAAAUCUGAUGGCUUGGAAUAUUCUCAGAUGUAUUAUUAGGUCAUCAAGGAAUACUUUCCAAAACAGCAAGGUUCAAACAGGAAAUGUUGUUCAAAAAUACUGUACAUAUCAAUAAAAUUGCUAGAUCAAUGUCAACAAUAGAUUCUAAGGAAAUUGAACAUUUUUCUACUUUCAAAAAUGACUGGUGGGAUAAAAACGGCCUACAUUCUGAUCUUCAUCUAUACGCUCCAAUUAGAGUAAAAUUUGUGAGGGAUGGAUUGGCGAAUGCUGGAAUGCAAAUAUUGAAUCCAGCUUUUCCACUGGAAGGCGUCAAGAUUGUAGAUGUUGGCUGUGGUGGAGGUAUAUUGACUGAGCGUCUAGCUCGAAUAGGAGCACAAGUGACUGGAAUAGAUCCAUCCGCAGAAUUAAUAAACGUUGCUAAUGAGCAUGCAAAAUUGGAUCCUGAUGUAGCGGAGCGAUUGAAUUACAUUUAUACAACAGUGGAAGACUUUUCCCGAAAGAAGGGCGAGUCAUACGAUGCUGCUGUAGUUUCUGAGGUUUUGGAGCAUGUAAACAAUCCGCAACUAUUUUUAAAGAAAUGCGUGAAAAUGAUAAAACCUGGUGGAUCAAUUUUUAUAACAACGGAAAACAGAACUCUAGCUGCUUGGUCUUUUAUUAUAGCGACAGAAUACAUUUUCAGAAGAAUACCUCUUGGUACUCACGAAUGGAAUAAAUUUAUCUCUCCCCAUGAAGUUCAACGUAUAUUGGACGAUUGUAACUGUAGAACAAGAUUAAUUCAUGGGAUGAAAAUGAAUCCAUUAUUAUCCCAUUCAAAACAAUGGACUUGGUCGUCGUGCACAGCAAUUUUUUAUGGGCUUCAUGCAAUCAAGCAAAAAGAAAUAGUCAUGUAGUUUUAAAAAAUUCAAUUCUAUUCUUAAACGCGUGAAUCAUAUUAUUGUUUGCCUCGUUAUAGUUGUAAUAAUCAUAAUUGAGAUGUUAAGGAUUCUUAUGCUUUUAGAAUUUACACAAAAAAUGUAUAAAUAAAGAGAAUGACAUUCCGUAAAGUAAAAUUGAAAUAAAAUUAAGUUUGAUGAAAUCAGUUUCAUUAAACUUUGUUUUUUGGUCAUUUUUGUUCUGGUUUUCUUACAAGUUUAGUCAUCGAUUGCUUAGAAACUAAAUAUUAUAACUCCUACUGAUUGUCUAUCGUUUGCAGUAUUCGUUUUACGACAAAACUUGCCAUCAAAAGAGUUUAUCUAUGUCAAUGCUUUUAUUUAUACAAUUUAUUUUCCAUAUUAAUAUUUUGAGCUAUGGAUACUGUUAAUUGAAAAUUGUAAAACAGGAUGAAUCGAUUAUUAUAACGAUAAUAUGAUAAACAAAACUGAUAUCUUUACUGCCUAUUGUACAAUCGAAUACACUUUCAGAUGUAUUCCUUUUGCUACUCAUUAAUGGAAUAAAUUUAUGGCUCUGUAUCAAGUUCAACAUAUGUUGAACAGUUGUAAAUUUUUAUUUUUGUUAAAUCUAGAAAAAAAAGUAUUUUGUUGUAAAGAUGAUAAUAUAAUAAGCUAUCACAAUUGUUUAUACAAGUGCUUUUGUGUUGCGAAUUUCUUUUUUCUUUUUUAGAUGGCUGCGCAGCAAAAAUUGAUCUACGGUAUAAAAUUUAAUGCACUGUCAAAACAAUAGUCUUGAUCUACUUCUAUAUUUUAUGAAAGAAAAAAAUCAUAUGUAUGUUCGACAUGUAACAUUUAACAAGUGCAAUUUCUAGUUAUAAAGUGCAAUAUAUUUUUUAAUAUUUAUACUAUAAAUAUAAUUGAUGUUAACGCUUUUUAUAUAACAGCCUAUAAACGCUUUUUAUGUAAAGGUCAAUAAACAUAUGUGUG
Molecule: messenger RNA, 2157 nt
Organism: Monomorium pharaonis (pharaoh ant)
Lineage: Eukaryota; Metazoa; Arthropoda; Insecta; Hymenoptera; Formicidae
Gene: Coq3
Product: ubiquinone biosynthesis O-methyltransferase, mitochondrial
Exons: 5
Coding region: 385-1191 (268 amino acids)
Biological process (GO): ubiquinone biosynthetic process
Molecular function (GO): 2-methoxy-6-polyprenyl-1,4-benzoquinol methyltransferase activity
Source: RefSeq, a predicted model, not a curated record